This is a messenger RNA of Ziziphus jujuba (common jujube), 1055 nucleotides long. RefSeq names its product transcription factor bHLH52. Gene Ontology annotation, biological process: regulation of transcription by RNA polymerase II. Gene Ontology annotation, cellular component: nucleus. NCBI's taxonomy places the organism in Eukaryota, Viridiplantae, Streptophyta, Magnoliopsida, Rosales, Rhamnaceae. The record is from RefSeq and is a predicted model, not a curated record. Gene Ontology annotation, molecular function: RNA polymerase II cis-regulatory region sequence-specific DNA binding; protein dimerization activity; DNA-binding transcription factor activity, RNA polymerase II-specific. The transcript has 2 exons. The coding region runs from base 43 to 954 and encodes 303 amino acids.
UCCAACUGGGGUUCUUCUACUUUUCAAAAUCUCAACCCGGAGAUGAUGAUAAGCAGCAGCUUAUCACAGUCUCAACCAGAGCUAUUGGCUUCCCAUUUCUUUGGUUUGGAUUACAAUUUAUCACUGCCAGACACUUGCAUUGAUCCUCUUUUCGAUACUAACAAUAACGAUUCCUUCUGCUCCGAUAAUAACUACACCCAUUUGAAUUUCCUUUCCAAUUUCCAUUCCCAACCAGACAAUAGUUUUCUCUCCCACCAAACAGAAAAUUUUCCUCUCCAUGAUGAAUUAUUUGAGUCCUCCUGCUACUACUUCCCCAAACGCCAAAAGAUGAGCUAUGAAAGCCACUUACACAUGAACAAUAAUAAUACUAAUACUACUUCUCCAUCGUUCUUUGACGGGUUCGUUCCGAAUCCUGGUUUGGUUUCGGAGUUGUUGCCGGAAGUAGUGUUUGGUCAAGUUCAUGAUGAAUCUCCGAUUCUUCAACCUUCAUGCCAUGGCUAUGGCAGUAGUGGGAACAACAAGGAGAUGAAUAGUACUGGUACUACGAUGAAGAAGACGAGUAGUGGAGGGUUGUCUGCUCAGAGCAUUGCGGCUCGAGAGAGGAGGAGGAAGAUAACAGAGAAGACUCAGGAGCUUGGGAAGCUGAUUCCAGGUGGGAAUAAGAUGAACACUGCUGAGAUGUUCCAAUCUGCUUCCAAGUAUGUCAAGUUCUUGCAGUCCCAGGUCUCAAUUCUUCAAUUCAUGGGGUCAAUUCAGGAGACAAAGGAAGAAGCAUUGCAUGUCCAAGGACUUGAAAUUUUAGCUUCCCAAACUAUCCAGGAGAAGUUGUACACAGAAGAGAAAUGCUUGGUUCCAAUGGAAUUUGUUCGACUUCUAGCUAAUGAUCCUGAGAUCCGAUCAGGACCGUUCAUCAAGGAAAUUGAUCAGCUCAUCAUGCCAACCAAUGGCUGCUAGAAGUUGACAGAAAUUCAUUUUAAUCAAUGAAAUCUAAUUUUUGUUAUUAAUAUGUUGUCCUUUAGAGUUAAACUUAAUUUUUGUUGUAUUCUCUGAUCCUG